This is a messenger RNA of Salvia miltiorrhiza (redroot sage), 916 nucleotides long. Its product is annotated as alpha-L-fucosidase 1-like. Gene Ontology annotation, cellular component: lysosome. The transcript is spliced from 2 exons. The record is from RefSeq and is a predicted model, not a curated record. Lineage: Eukaryota; Viridiplantae; Streptophyta; Magnoliopsida; Lamiales; Lamiaceae. The annotation marks the transcript as partial. Gene Ontology annotation, biological process: glycoside catabolic process; fucose metabolic process. Gene Ontology annotation, molecular function: alpha-L-fucosidase activity.
AAACAACAUCCCCAAUGCAAUCACAAUCUUUCCAUUCCUUUUGGUCCCCAUUUUCAUAACCCCACCCACCCACUCACCCAAAUUCCUUGUUUUCAUCGUAAUUAAAUUAGUAUCCCAUCAAGCUAGCUAGGUAGAGAUAGUAAUGGCUGAAACUCAUAAUUUCUUGCGCUUCUCAACAUUGCUUUUGGUAUUCCAAUUAGGCUUCUCAUGGAGUGAUGUAGCAACCCCACCUCUGCCAAUUCCUCCAUUGCCAUCAUAUUCCCAAUUGAAAUGGCAGCAACGAGAGAUGAUAAUGUUCCUCCAUUUUGGUGUCAACACCUUCACCGAUAGAGAAUGGGGCACCGGGCUGGAAAGCCCGUCUCUAUUCAAUCCAACGGGCCUCAACGCCAACCAAUGGGCCGACACUGCGGCUGAAGCCGGCGUCUCGUUGAUGAUUCUGACGGCCAAGCAUCACGACGGAUUCUGCUUGUGGCCCUCAAAAUACACUGAUCACUCUGUGAUGGGAAGCCCUUGGAAGAAUGGGAGGGGAGAUGUGGUGAGAGAGUUCGUGGAUGCGGCCAAGGCCCGCGGAAUCGAUUCGGGCCUUUACCUUUCGCCAUGGGAUCGCCAUGAUCCUAGAUAUGGACAUGAUAAGCUCUACAAUGAGUAUUAUUUGGCUCAGUUGCAAGAACUUCUCAACAGAUAUGGCGAUGUGAGAGAGAUAUGGUUCGAUGGAGCAAAAGGUUCGAAUGCAAAAAACAUGAGGUAUUACUUCAAGGAUUGGUUUUCGAUGGUGAGGGAGCUGCAGAGCAGCAUAAAUAUAUUCUCCGACGCCGGCCCCGACGUCCGGUGGGUAGGAGAUGAGAAAGGAUUCGCCGGGAGCACAUGCUGGUCCACCAUUAAUGCCACAUCUCUAUCAAUUGGCAACGCUACCAUU